AUGGCCCACUCGAAGAGCAAUCCGCCAAGCGUUUCAAAAGGCUGGAAAGCAGUUUUUGACGACGAGUAUCAAACCUACUUCUUUGUAGAUUUAAAGACUGGACAAUCACAGUGGGAGGAGCCUAAGGGCACCACUUGGAACACCGAAAUGCCUCCUCCUUACAAUGAAUCGAGACCCUCUGGGGCCCCCAGUGGUGUAAAUGGGCAAACCUCCGCAGCAAGCUCGCAAGGUCAAAUCAGGGAUGGUUCUUCAAGACAGGGUUUCCAACAGCAAAGAUAUCAACAGCAACAGGGCUAUCAACAGCAAGGCUACCCGCAACAGGGCUUUCCGCAGCAAGGUUAUUAUCCGCAGCAAGGUUACGCACCACAACAAGGCUACUACCCUCAGCAAGGUUAUCCACCUCAACAAGGCUACUAUCAACAGCAACCACAGCAAGCCCGUAAAAAUAAUGGUGGAGCCAUGAUGGGUGGUUUAAUGGGUGUAGGUGGAGGCCUUCUAGCGGGGUCUCUGCUUACGUCGGCGAUGAUGCCACACGAAAAUGUUAUCGAGAACAAUUACUAUAACGAUGACAACAAUAAUAACGACAACAACGACUACGGUGGUGGCGGCGACUACGGCGGUGGUGAUUUCGGUGGUGGUGAUUUCGGUGGAGGGGAUUUCUAA
Molecule: messenger RNA, 663 nt
Organism: Lachancea nothofagi CBS 11611
Lineage: Eukaryota; Fungi; Ascomycota; Saccharomycetes; Saccharomycetales; Saccharomycetaceae
Source: the annotation of a GenBank genome assembly